Molecule: messenger RNA, 1805 nt
Organism: Camellia sinensis
Lineage: Eukaryota; Viridiplantae; Streptophyta; Magnoliopsida; Ericales; Theaceae
Source: RefSeq, a predicted model, not a curated record
AUGACAACUGUGAUUGAGAAUAAUGUUAUUCAUCUAAACAAUAACGGGCAACGACAUUACAAACAAGUUAAUGAGAUUAAACAGUAUUUGGAUGCUCGAUACGUGUCUGCGAUUGGAGCGUGUUGGAGGAUAUUUGAGUUUGAAAUUCAAAAACAAACUCCUUCUAUUGAGCAUUUACAAUAUCAUCUUCUAGGUCAAAAAUUUGUUAUAUUUAAUGACAAUGAUCAUCUACACGAAGUUAUUGACCAACAACGUGUUCAUGACACAAUGUUGACCAAAUGUUUGUUCUCAAGCAUCUUUUUAAUGGGAGGGGCUUUGAAUUUGUCAUGCAGGGGUUUGCUAGCAAGUAAAAUGUAUGAGACUGCAAAAGGAAUUGUGACAAAUCUCGUUUCCCUUAUAGAUGAAUUUGGGCAUGUUCUUAAUGGUGCGAGGGCAUAUUACACUAACAGGAGCGAACCUCCACUCCUGAGUGCGAUGGUGUAUGAUAUAUACACUAGGACCGGCGAUGUAGACUUUGCUAGAAAGUCUCUCCCUGCCUUGCUAAAAGAACACAAAUUUUGGAAUUCAGAAAUACAUAGUGUGAUAAUUCAUGAUGCUGAAGGAUGCAAUCGCACUUUAAGUCGAUACUAUGCAAUGUGGAACAAACCAAGGCCAGAAUCUUCAACUAUUGACAUUGAAACUGCUUCCAAGCUCAUGAAUGAUUCCGCAAAACAACAUCUGUAUAGGGAACUGGCUUCAACCGCUGAAAGUGGGUGGGAUUUCAGUACAAGAUGGAUGAGGAAUGGAUCUGAUCUCACAACAUUGGUUACAUCAUCAAUUAUGCCUGUGGAUUUAAAUGCAUUCAUACUUAAGAUGGAACUUGACAUAGCGUUCUUAGCAAAUGUUACUGGAGAUUGUACCAUUUCAGUACACUUUCAAGAAGCAGCUCAAGCAAGAAAACAAGCCAUGAAUUCUGUUUUUUGGAAUGCAGAGAUGGGACAAUGGCUCGAUUAUUGGCUUAGCAAUGGAACUACAUGCAAGGGUCACACGUGGGAGGCCUCAAACCAGAAUCGGAAUAUAUUUGCCUCAAACUUCGUUCCUCUAUGGAUUGAGUUGUUUAACUCAGAUUGCACAUUGGUGGAGCAAGUUAUGCAAAGUCUUCAAAGUUCAGGACUGAUUCGUGCAGUUGGGAUUGCAACAUCUCUAACUAAUUCUGGACAACAAUGGGACUUUCCGAAUGGUUGGGCACCACUACAGCACAUGAUUGUUGAAGGUUUGGCGAGGUCUGGAUCAAAGGAAGCAAGGUCAAUGGCGGAGGAUAUUGCUGUGAGAUGGAUCAGAACCAACUACGUUGCUUACAAGAAAUCAGGUGCAAUGCAUGAAAAAUACGAUGUCGAAAAAUGUGGAGAAUUUGGAGGUGGUGGUGAAUACAUACCCCAGACGGGCUUUGGGUGGUCGAAUGGAGUUGUAUUGGCAUUCUUGGAGGAGUUCGGAUGGCCACAAGACCUGAAGAUAGAUUGCAACUGAGCAAGGGAAUUGAAGACAAUUCAUGUGGACAUGCAUACUACUAAUAAUAUCAGAAUUUUUAUCUUGAAAAAUAAUAAAUAGAAAAAUAGAAAACACCAACAUGAAAAAUAUAUUUAUUUGUAUAUCAGGUUUGUUUCUGGCCAUAGCCCCAAAAUUUGGGCCAAGGCAUUGUAUUUUGAGCCUUGCUAGAAUAGAUAGCAUUUUGAUUUAAUCUGCGAUUAUGUGCUUUGUCAGCAAAACACGCUAAUGCAUGGAAUGAAAAAGGUAAUUCAAUGAAAAUUUCGAAGUAUUUGAGGUUU